AUGUCCGUGUCCAAGUCAUGGGUGGUCGGCCACGUAUUUCCCCCUCCAUCAACCCAUGCUGCCAUGCUCACUGCAGCAUUCCAGCUAAUGCACUCUAAUGCGGAUUAUGUCCAUGUGGAAGCGACGAUCAUUCCCGGCAAGGAGGAGAGUGAGGAUGAGGAUGAGGAUGAUGAUGAUGAUGAUGAUGGAUGCACUCAUUUUGUUGGAUGCAUAAACAGAUUACUAGAGGGUGCAGAUGACGAGUAG
Messenger RNA from Aspergillus pseudoviridinutans, 246 nucleotides. RefSeq lists its product as uncharacterized. The coding region runs from base 1 to 246 and encodes 81 amino acids. The transcript is spliced from 2 exons. The record is from RefSeq and is a predicted model, not a curated record. Lineage: Eukaryota; Fungi; Ascomycota; Eurotiomycetes; Eurotiales; Aspergillaceae.